Messenger RNA from Paramisgurnus dabryanus, 1241 nucleotides. RefSeq names its product olfactory receptor 6F1-like. Lineage: Eukaryota; Metazoa; Chordata; Actinopteri; Cypriniformes; Cobitidae. Gene Ontology annotation, biological process: detection of chemical stimulus involved in sensory perception of smell; G protein-coupled receptor signaling pathway. Gene Ontology annotation, molecular function: olfactory receptor activity; odorant binding; G protein-coupled receptor activity. Gene Ontology annotation, cellular component: membrane. The record is from RefSeq and is a predicted model, not a curated record.
UGGUUUCCUCAACGAGAAGAAGUGGAUUCGUUUGCCUCAAGUGAAAACAGGAAAAAACUGACUGACCAGCUGACUGGAUUUUCUCCGAAUAAGUUCAUCACCAGAGCAAAUAUCCACGAGAUAUUAUUGUGCUGUUCUUCACCUUUCUGUGACAAUGAGCAACUUGACCGCCCUGUCAGCGUCUUCUGCAAAUUCCACCUUUGUCCGUCCUGCUACAUUCUUCAUCAAAGGCUUUUCAAAUUUUCCACAAGCAAAGUAUUACUAUGUCUUCUUGUGUGUGGUUUAUGCUGUGACUGUUUUUGGGAAUUCUUUCAUUAUGUGCGUCAUCUAUUUAGCCCGCAGACUUCACACGGCCAAAUACAUUGCUGUCUUUCACUUGGCUUUUACUGAUCUGUGUGGAAGCUCGGCUGUGAUCCCAAAGCUCCUGGAUAUGUUUUUGUUUGAGCAUCAGUACAUUUCAUAUAUUGAAUGCUUGACAAAUAUGUUUUUUGUAUUUCAUUUCAUGAACCUGCAGUCUUUAACGCUGCUCGCCUUGGCUUUUGACAGAUUGAUCGCUAUUUGUUAUCCACUAAAGUAUCAUGCCAUCAUAACCAAAUCAACCAUGUCAUUCAUCAUAGUUGGAAUGUGGAUUUUUUCAUUUGCUUUAUUUGCUGUACUUGCAGGUUUGAUCAACAGGCUGUCGUUUUGUAGAUCUACAGCGGUCAAUAGUUAUUUCUGUGAUCACGGGCCUGUCAUUAGCCUCUCCUGUAAUAGUAAUUUUAUCAAUUAUUUGUUAGCAUAUAUUUCAUUUGGUCUCUUGAUUUGCAUGCCAGUGUUGCUGGUUGCCAUCUCAUAUUUGUGCAUUGCCGCAGCACUGCUUAAACUUGCGCAUGGUGCAGAUCGUAAAAAAGCCAUGAAAACAUGCACUUCUCAUCUUGCAUUAGUGGCUAUAUUUUAUCUCCCGAUUUUAAGCGUAAACGUUAAAUCUAUCUCAACAUCUAUUGAUCCAGAUGCCCGUAUUAUUAAUACUUCCCUGACACAGAUUAUACCACCCAUGUUGAAUCCCAUCAUAUACACCCUAAAGACAGAAGAGGUCAUGCAAUCUAUAAAAGAUCUGUAUAAACGAAACAAAGUAAACACCUCUGUAGUAAUAAAUGUGAAACUGAAUAAAUGAGAAGCUAUAAAUAGAUCUAGAUUUAUUCUUUGUACUUUAACCUUUCAGUAUGGAAGUACAGAAAAGUAUACAUUUUUGCCUUUACAUC